AUGGUCCGCUUUAAGAACCGUUGGAUUCUCGUUGAAUUCAUACCGGUUGUUCAGGGAAUCGCACAGCUUGGAAAGCUGCCCACAGGAAAUGGAACAAAACUCGACGGGAAGAUAAUAUGGAGUGCGUUGAAGCAGAGUGUGCUGGCUAACUUUGGAGACACUGGUUGGGGAGCUGUUGGACUUUCUCUGACCGUCAAGUAUUUCUCGCCAACGACGAACAUUUGCAUCAUACGCGUCGCGCGGGACCAGCAUAACAUAGCUUGGGGAGCCUUGACGCUGAUAACAAGCAUCGACGGAGCGAGGUUUAUCCCAAACGUGAUUCAUGUGUCCGGUACCAUAAAACAUGCUCAGUUAGCGGCUAUUACACACAACCGGGAGGUCAUUGCACGAUAUCGGGCACUGGCAAAAACACCUGUGGGAUACCACGAUGUCUAUGAGAGCUUUUUGGAUACAAGUACCCGUGAGAUCGAGGCUUUGCAAGAUUGA
This is a messenger RNA of Cyclocybe aegerita, 486 nucleotides long. NCBI's taxonomy places the organism in Eukaryota, Fungi, Basidiomycota, Agaricomycetes, Agaricales, Hemipholiotaceae. The record is from the annotation of a GenBank genome assembly.